This is a messenger RNA of Gongylonema pulchrum, 372 nucleotides long. The record is from the annotation of a GenBank genome assembly. NCBI's taxonomy places the organism in Eukaryota, Metazoa, Nematoda, Chromadorea, Rhabditida, Gongylonematidae.
CCGUAUCGAUGCGAAAUAUGUAAAUAUAGCACAACAACGAAGGGCAAUUUGAGCAUCCACAUGCAAAGUGACAAACAUUUACAUGCGAUCCAGGAGAUGCCAUCACCUGUCGCUGGUGGCGGGCUUUCGCUCUCUGGGGAUGAUCUGAAUACGGAAAAUCUACUUCAGUGCAUGAUUUGCUCCACAUAUUCAACUGAUAGUGCAAACGAAAUGCUCGAACAUAUCGAAAAAGAUCGAAGUCAUCCGGUGAUUGGAGACAUUUCGGUGAUCCAUGGUCUAUAUCAGUGCAAUCUGUGCCCAUACAGUACAAGCUUGAAAGCCAACUUUCAACUACAUACGAGAACCGACAAGCAUGUACAACGAGUACAAAUG